Molecule: messenger RNA, 1172 nt
Organism: Aedes albopictus (Asian tiger mosquito)
Lineage: Eukaryota; Metazoa; Arthropoda; Insecta; Diptera; Culicidae
Exons: 1
Coding region: 238-1110 (290 amino acids)
Molecular function (GO): DNA binding
Source: RefSeq, a predicted model, not a curated record
UGUGGAACGAGUUUGCUUGCUUUUUGUUUACUGCGUUUACUGAGUUCUUCUUACAAAGUUUUUACAAAAUUAGUUUUAUUCACUCCAAGUUGUUGAUUGAUAACUUAUUUUUCUGCUUUCGUAUACUAUAAUGAUUUGUUUAAUUGUCGUUGAAAGUUUAUAAACUCGAAGCAAAGUGGCUGACCCAAAUCAACGUACGAAACUUGAGUUGACUGGGGAUCACCCGCCUCUCGGACGAUGGCGUGUUGUAUUUUCAAAAACUGCUUCAACCGACCGACGCCGUUCUCGAAGGUAACAUUCUUUAACAUUCCCAAGGACAGCCGACGCCAGCUUUGGUUGGAACGUUCCGGCAACGAACAGGUACGCAAUCUGCCCUUGUCGGCGCGACGGCUGGUUUGUGAGGCCCACUUCGAUGAGUGCCACAUCCGGAGACAGUUCCACCGGACGACACUCAGCCGGGAUGCGGUUCCGGUCAGUUAUGAGAACGUUUUCAAAUAUGUAGAUGAUCGGGUGGACGAAGAUGGACAGCAGGAUGAACAGGUCGGUGGCGAUGCGUAUAUUGAGACUGCAGAAAUCGACUUACAGGAAGUUCCUAGCGGAGCUGGAACGGAACUGGUGGAGGAGUACCUAGGUGAAAAUGAAACAGACGUGUAUCAGGUUGAAUACAUGGAAGAAAUAGAAAAACCACAAGAAGUUGAACAGACUCGAGAACUUCAUUCACCACCGAAAGCAGUGUUUGAAACGGUUGCAACGCAAACGGAUGAUCUCCCAAAAACUUUACCUCAGCCCAGUCCUCCACGUAAGAAACGAAAACUUAGCGAAUCGCUCAAAGAAACCACAGACCAAGCGGCAAAUACCGAACCGAUGGAAGUUGAACCAAAACGCGCGCCAACUCCUCCUGUUGUCAGCACAGCUGAGCAGUCCACCCAAACGGACACUCCCCAGAAACCACCUGAAAACCCCGUUCAAAAAACCGAAGAAGAGUAUUUCCUGCUUUCCUUGGCGGAACCACUUCAACGGCUUCCACCGGAGAAAAGGGCCAUGGCCAAGGUGAAAAUGCUGACCUAUCUGGUGCAGCUUGGGUGCGGCAUGGAGAAUGUUCAGUUGUGAGCAGGUGCGUAUAAGGACUUUUGUAAGUUAACAGAAUAAAGAUGAACUUUUACCAAAGGGCA